AUUAGUCCCAAAGAGAGCAAAACGAAAAUGCAGCAGCAAGGAAGUAAGAGUGGAUCUGAGAUGGAGGUGACAUGGGAGGACCAGCAGAACAUCAAUACCUUCAGCCGUCUCAACAACAGAUUCCACGAUCUCGAUGAUGAAAUCAAAUCCGCCAAGGAAAAGUGUGAAAAUCUAGAGGAUGCAGGGAACGAGUUGAUCCUUGCUGAUGAGGAGAUGGUGCGGUUUCAAAUCGGAGAAGUAUUUGCUCAUGUGCCGAGGGACGAUGUAGAAACAAAGAUAGAAGAGAUGAAAGAGGCGACUUGCAAAAGCCUUGAGAAGCUUGAGGAAGAGAAGAAAUCUAUUGUAACACAAAUGGCUGCGUUGAAGAAGGUAUUGUAUGCUAAGUUCAAAGAUUCUAUCAAUCUCGAAGAAGAUUAGUUAUUUCCAACUUGUUUUUUCUUCUAUUGCAUUAUUCAGUUGAUGAUUGUACCGAGUGUCGUAGACCAAAGGAUUCUUAAAAUUUAUUUACUGGUUUUGUUCGCUAUGGAAUUUCUUUCAUCUGGUUAAUGCAUAAAUUUCUUUUCUAUUU
This is a messenger RNA of Arabidopsis arenosa, 568 nucleotides long. The record is from the annotation of a GenBank genome assembly. NCBI's taxonomy places the organism in Eukaryota, Viridiplantae, Streptophyta, Magnoliopsida, Brassicales, Brassicaceae.